Angiostrongylus costaricensis is the source of this 507-nucleotide messenger RNA. Lineage: Eukaryota; Metazoa; Nematoda; Chromadorea; Rhabditida; Metastrongylidae. The record is from the annotation of a GenBank genome assembly.
AUGUCGGUUUCUACUAAGCGCAGAUAUGUUACGAAUAAGGUAGUGUCUGAGUACUACACACCUGUGGAAGGAGAUAUUAUCGCCCAAGUGAGAGGUGCUAGAGGCAAUAAUCUUCAUGAGGUUGAGGACGAAAGUGGUGAAGUGUAUGUGGCGAGUAUGCCAUCGAAAUUCAGGAAGACGGUGUGGAUUCGAAGAGGCCAGUUUGUAGUGUUGCGUCCAAUUGAAGAAGGUGGUAAGGUAAAAGCCGAAAUCGAACACGUUCUUGACGAAGAAAAUGUGCUUUACAUAAGAUCAAAAGACAAGUGGCCACUUCGAUUUGAAGAACAAGCUAAAAUGAUGACCAGAGAGGCUAAACGUGGAGUAAAUGGGGAGCAUUCCAUGAUUGAUGACGAUAUGCUCCCGUCAAGUGACAGUGAUGAGUCAGAAGACGACGAGGAAGGAACAGAUGACGACGAAGAUAUGACAAGGCGUAAUUCAGACCGGGUAGUCUCACUUACCAAAAUGUAA